Aspergillus ibericus CBS 121593 is the source of this 1376-nucleotide messenger RNA. RefSeq lists its product as uncharacterized. The transcript has a single exon. The record is from RefSeq and is a predicted model, not a curated record. Gene Ontology annotation, cellular component: mediator complex; core mediator complex. Bases 188 to 1159 code for a protein of 323 amino acids. Lineage: Eukaryota; Fungi; Ascomycota; Eurotiomycetes; Eurotiales; Aspergillaceae. Gene Ontology annotation, biological process: regulation of transcription by RNA polymerase II. Gene Ontology annotation, molecular function: transcription coregulator activity.
CGCCGAAGUUCUGCUGGAAUUGCUCAAGCUGGUGCCAGGUUGUGGAUGAUACCACAGUGAGCUUCCUCAAUUCAAGGGACUCAAAUAAUUCAUCACGUCUGCUUCGUUCAUCCCAAUCGGAAAUACUGCAGGUCCUAGCUCAUCAGAACCCCUCGCGAUUCGUCCUAAUCUCAGCUCCCGAAACAAAAUGAACGUCGAGUUCCAGGGAUCACUCUUCAACCUCGAGAACAAACUCAAUGUCCUCAUCACUAGCCUCACAACCUCCCCAACAGCUGCAGGGGCGCCUGCCGCCGCGGUCGGCCUAUUAGACGCAGACGACUCGUUGACCUCCGCCGUCGAAACCCUCCGGCAACACCAGCAGAACUACGCCAAAUUACUACGGCUGCGGGAAGAGGCCCAAGCUUUGGAGGAAAAGGUUAAGAGCAUCGUUCGCGAGGUUGUAGCCUACGAGAAGGAAAUUCGAACGACUUGUGGGGACGAUGAAGAAAGCGAUAGCGAUCUGGACUGUGAAGAUGAUUCCUCCGACAAUGACUUGGACGAGGACACGAGUGGCGAUAAACCUAGGUCUGGUGGGAUACGCGGCAUCAAGGAGGUGGACUACAAGCUACUCCUGGACUUUGCGCGGAGGAUCAGCAAAUACAACCAUCAAGCAGCCGCUGAUGCUGCAGCGAAUGCGGAGGCCAGAUCACGGGAGAAACUGCAAGACAAGGGACCUGAUUCGGACAUAAUGGGUGCGAAUGGCAACACGGACGAGGCAGCGGAGCCGGUCGCAACUGUCACUAAAGAGGCGACCAGUUGGCUUGAUGAAUCCGCGAAUAUGACUCGCCAGGCGUACAUGUUACCAUACCCGAUGGAGGAUCGCAUUCGAAUGGGGCUGAUGGCACAAAUACAAAUUGCCGCUGCUGAGGGCCGAUCGGGCUUUGACCCAGAGAAGGAAGUUGAACGUCUAAUACGUGAGGCUGAGGGCGUUGGAAUCGCGGAUGCGGUGCCCCCGGUAGACGUAGGCGAAGGUGCUCGUCAUGCAGAUGAGGCCGCGAAAGCAGCAGCACACGCUGGGUCUGCGGCAACAAGCGGACCGACGAUGGGAGCUGCACUAGCACCCAAACCCAAGGCUACCCUGGACCUGGACUUGUAUGACCCGGAUGAGGAUGACGAGUGAUGCGACGGGAUCUACGAGCAAUAAUAUACGCAGAUCUGAGAUAAUAUUUUAACAGCAGGACUGUUUCUCAUUCGUCUUCAGACAAAGAACAAACCACUGGUUCAUCGCACUACAUCCUGUGCACGGAGGAUUUGGCCGUCCACUUCCGCAAACGCUUUCCAUAAAAGUAAAAGGGAAUCGCAAAGAGACACCAUAGAACCGCUAGCGACAUGUUCAA